AAAUGACCACAGCAUAAAAGAUUGCCGAAAUUGAGGCCGAAAUGAUGAGGACCCAAAAAAACAAGGCCACAUCAUACCAUUUAGGAUUGUUGAAGGCUAAAUUGGCUAAACUCAAGAGAGAAAUGAUUGAUUCCUCCUCUAAAAAGGGUGGUGGCACUUAAGAAGGAUUUGAAGUUUCUAAGAGUGGAGAUUCUCGUAUUGGUAUGAUAGGAUUUCCCUCGGUGGGCAAGAGUACGCUGCUUACUAAACUGACAGGAGUGUUUUCUAAAAUUGCAGCUUAUGAAUUUACAACUCUGACAUGCAUACCUGGAGUAGAGAUUAUUCAAUAUUUUAAUAGGUGUUACAACACAAGGGUGCCAAAAUCUAAUUGCUUGAUUUGCCAGGAAUUAUCGAGGGUGCUAAGGAUGGCAAAGGUCGAGGUAAACAGGUUAUUGCUGUGGCUCGUACUUGCAAUUUAAUUUUGAUUGUGUUGGAUGCCACAAGACCUAUGGUUCAUAAAAAAAUCAUUGAAAGAGAACUUGAAGGAUUUGGCAUCAGAUUGAAUAAAUAACCACCAUAAAUAGAAUUCAAGAAACGAGACAAAGGAGGUAUUACCAUUUCUAGAACACAUGAUGCUCCAAGAUUAGAUGAUGAAACAAUAAAAGUAUUUACCUUGUUAUUAAUAUCAAAUAGGCCAUCUUACGUGAAUACAAGAUCAACAAUUGUGACAUCAAUCUUAAAUGUGAUGCUACCGAUGAAGACUUGAUUGAUAUUAUUGAAGGCAAUCGUAAGUACAUCCCAUGCCUUUACGUAAUGAAUAAGAUCGACGAUAUCACUUUGGAAGAACUCAAUGUUUUGGACAAGAUUCCACAUUACGUGCCCAUCUCUGCCUUUUUGGAAUGGAAUUUGGAUGAAUUAGUGGAAAGAAUUUGGGAUUACUUAGAUCUGAUUCGUAUUUACACCAAACCAAAAGGAUUAGAACCAGGUAUAUAUAAUCAUAGAUUUGAAUAGAUUACAAUGCUCCUGUUAUUUUGCAAAGAAAGUUUUCAACCAUCACUGACUUUUGUAAUAAGUUACAUAAAAGCAUGAUUAAGGACUUCAGAUAUGCACUAGUAUGGGGAGCUAGUGUGAAAUACAAUCCACAGAAAGUAGGAAAGGAUCAUUAAUUAUUAGAUGAAGAUAUUGUUUAAAUUGUUAAAAAAAUCUGAAGUUAAUAAUAAAUUUA
This is a messenger RNA of Paramecium octaurelia, 1204 nucleotides long. NCBI's taxonomy places the organism in Eukaryota, Ciliophora, Oligohymenophorea, Peniculida, Parameciidae. The record is from the annotation of a GenBank genome assembly.